Messenger RNA from Nothoprocta perdicaria, 1247 nucleotides. It is a transcript of the gene MYG1, whose product is annotated as chromosome unknown C12orf10 homolog. Lineage: Eukaryota; Metazoa; Chordata; Aves; Tinamiformes; Tinamidae. Gene Ontology annotation, cellular component: nucleus; cytoplasm. Bases 1 to 1062 code for a protein of 353 amino acids. The transcript has 7 exons. The record is from RefSeq and is a predicted model, not a curated record.
AUGGCCGCCGCCGCCGGGAGCGGGGCGGGCACCGGGACCGGGACCAAGCGGCCCCGCUGCGAGGCCGCCCCGCGCAUCGGCACCCACGAUGGCACCUUCCACUGCGACGAGGCGCUCGCCUGUUACCUGCUGCGCCUGCUGCCGCAGUACCGGGACGCCGAGGUGAUCCGCACGCGGGACCCGCAGCGCCUGGCGCAGUGCGACGUCGUGGUGGACGUGGGCGGCGAGUACGACCCCGCCAGGCACCGCUACGACCAUCACCAGAGGUCCUUCACGCAGUCCAUGCGCUGCCUGCGCCCCGACAAGCCCUGGAGCACCAAGCUGAGCAGCGCCGGGCUCGUCUACUGCCACUUCGGCACCCAGAUCCUGAGCAGCCUCCUGGGGCAGCCCGAGGACGGGCCCGUGGUCACCACGCUCUACGACAAGCUCUAUGAGAACUUUGUGGAGGAGAUCGACGCGGUGGACAACGGCAUCGCGCAGCGCGACGGCGAGGCGCGCUAUGCCGUCACCACCACGCUGAGCGCCCGCGUGGGCCGCCUCAACCCGCGCUGGAACGACGCCGAGCAGGACACGGAGGCCGGGUUCCGGCGGGCCAUGGAGCUGGCGGGCAGCGAGUUCCUGGAGCGCCUCGACUACUACCACCGCGCGUGGCUGCCCGCGCGCGCGCUCGUCGAGGACGCCGUGCGCCGGCGCUUCCAGGUGGACGCGAGCGGGGCGGUGCUGGAGCUGCCGCAGGGCGGCUGCCCCUGGAAGGAGCACGUGCUGAGCCUGGAGCGGGAGCUGGCGCUGCCCCGCGCGCUGCUGCUCGUGCUCUACCCCGACACGAGCGGGCAGUGGCGCGUGCAGAGCGUCCCCGCUGGGCCCGACACCUUCGAGAGCCGCCUUCCCCUGCCGGAGCCGUGGCGGGGCGAGCGCGACGAGGCGCUGAGCCAGCUCACCGGCAUCCCCGGCUGCGUCUUCGUCCACGCCAGCGGCUUCGUGGGUGGCCACCGCACGCGGGACGGGGCGCUGGCCAUGGCGCGGCGGGCGCUGGAGCUGCAGAACCACCACGACCCGCGAUGACCCGCUCAGCGCGUGAGCCUCCGGGCUGUCCUUCCUCCGGCGGUGCCGCCACGACCCGCUCAGCGUGCGAGCCUCCGGGCUGCCCUUGGGCACUGAGUGGCACCGCCACGACCCGCUCAGCGCGUGAGCCUCUGCGCAGCCCUUUGCCAGGCGGCGCUUGCUGCAAUUCCAGUAAAACCUGCAGG